AUGUACGCUCAAAAACCACGUGCAAUCAAACGAUUUGCAGAGAGAAUACAUGCUCUUCAAACUAGAUAUUCUCCUGACGAUGUUGUGUCAUUGCAAAUCUUUGUUCAGACAGUACAAGAAGAAUCUCCAGAUGAUCUCAUUGCAUUUGAAGUCUCAGACAAUAAUAUGUGUUUCUAUUACGCGCCUUUUGAAGGCAAAGCUUAUGCGCAUAGUAUCAAGACAUUUCAUAUAGACAGCACCUAUAAAUUGUUGCGAUCAAACAUUCCAUUGUAUGCAUUUACUGGCAAAAUCAAAGAUUUUCACAUUUUCCCUUUUUUAUAUUUCUUUUGUCAACCAGACACUUAUCAAAACAUUCAAGUUUGCGUGUGCGCCUAUCUCAGAUGGGUAACAAUUGAGCCAGAAUACAUUAGCAUGGACUGUGCUCCACAGAUAGCUCAAGCAAUAGAAGAAAGCAUUCCACAAGCUCAAAUACUUUGGUGCGGAGUACAUGUUCUUCGUGCAAUUCUUCGCAAAUCAAAUAAGUUUUCUUCUCAAGAAAAAUUUGAACAAUUCUAUAAUUUGAUGAAGGAUUUAGUCUUCAAAUUAGAUGCAGAACAUGAGGAAGAAGCAAAUGCUGCCUAUGAUCAAGUUCUGGAGUUGCUCGACACAGAUCCAACAGCAUCUCAAUACUUUAACAGACAAUGGCGUUACAACAUAUCAAGAUGGAUUGCUCGUGACAGGCGUGAAGGCGACGCAACUAACAAUAUUGCCGAAGCUCAUUUUAGAACACUCAAACAUGACUAUUUUCCUGAUCGAAAAAAUCUCAGAAUUGAUGAUGUUAUUAUAGAAAUUUAUACAAAAGUGAUACCAUCUUUCGUUAUCAAACUCAAAAUUGAUCAAAAUCCAGCAGAUGACCGUGUCAUUAGGAUCAUGGAAAAAGCAACUAACGCAGAAAUUGAUGUAAAAAGACAAAGAAAAAUCGAGAGUAUUUCAAUGCUCAAUAGAUUGCUCAAUGCUGUUAGUGAUGACUCAAUAGAUCCCACUAAAAUAUAUCCUACCUUGAAAGUAUUAUUACAAAGAACUCAUUUUAUUUAA
Molecule: messenger RNA, 1074 nt
Organism: Trichomonas vaginalis G3
Lineage: Eukaryota; Parabasalia; Trichomonadida; Trichomonadidae
Product: MULE transposase domain-containing protein
Exons: 1
Coding region: 1-1074 (357 amino acids)
Source: RefSeq, a predicted model, not a curated record